This is a messenger RNA of Macaca mulatta (Rhesus monkey), 1284 nucleotides long. RefSeq names its product membrane anchored junction protein (gene MAJIN). The record is from RefSeq and is a predicted model, not a curated record. Gene Ontology annotation, molecular function: DNA binding. Gene Ontology annotation, biological process: meiotic attachment of telomere to nuclear envelope; homologous chromosome pairing at meiosis. NCBI's taxonomy places the organism in Eukaryota, Metazoa, Chordata, Mammalia, Primates, Cercopithecidae. Gene Ontology annotation, cellular component: nuclear inner membrane.
GCCUGGCGGGCGCGCGGCACGAGCUCCGAAGUCGCUGAGGAGCAGGCGAGCCAGUCCCUAGAGCUGACUUCGUUCGAGGUUGGCGCCCGCCCUUUUCAGAGAGCACUUAUUAGUGGGUAUGCUGGGCGGGGCCACUUUUCUGAGGCCGAAGGACUCCUAGUCAGUGUGUGAAACACAGCCUGGCCGAGCCUGGAGCCGCCUGGGGCUGAGGCUGUCGUUUGGGAGCAAUGAGUUUAAAACCCUUUACCUACCCAUUUCCAGAGACGAGAUUUCUUCAUGCAGGACCCAAUGUGUAUAAAUUCAAAAUCAGAUAUGGGAACAGUAUCAGAGGAGAAGAGAUAGAAAAUAAGGAGGUCAUCAUCCAGGAGCUGGAGGAUUCUAUCCGCGUGGUCUUGGGAAACUUGGACAAUCUUCAGCCCUUUGCUACAGAACACUUCAUUGUAUUUCCCUAUAAAAGCAAAUGGGAGAGAGUUUCCCACCUGAAAUUCAAACAUGGAGAAAUUAUCUUGAUCCCCUACCCAUUUGUUUUUACUCUAUACGUGGAGAUGAAAUGGUUCCAUGAAAACCUGUCACCUGGGAAACCAAUAAGUGACAGUCCUCUUGGGUUGGUCCCAGCUGAGAAGAAAGCAGUAGGAGCUGUGAUGAGGAAACGAAAACACAUGGACGAGCCCAGCUCCCCCAGCAGGCCAGGGCUGGACAGGGCCAAGAUAGGGACUUCCAGUCAAGGCUCCAGCAAAAAGAAGCCCCCUAUGGAAACCAGGAGAAACAGGGAAAGAAAAGCCCAACAAGGAUUGCAGGAGACUCUGGCCUCUGAUAUCACUGGUGUCCAGAAACAAGAUUCUGAGUGGGGGCACAGCCUGCCAGGGCCAGUUGUCCCACCCCUGCAGCACAACACACCUCCACCUAAGGAGCGAGCAGCCAGCGGCUUCGUUGGGUUUCUAAGCUCUCUCUUCCCGUUUCGAUAUUUCUUCAGGAAGAGCAGCCACUCUUGAGCCUUCCAAAUGCAGCGCUGGAAAGAGGAUCAUCUCUUGCAGUGACUCCUCCCGAAUCAUUCUUCCUCCAACUCUUUCCUUUUCUUAUGACACUUCAGUCAUGGAGAAUGAGGUCCCCAUGCUGAGUCCUCUGUGGUUUUAUCCUGUCCUUUGCCCCUUUAUAUAUUUUUUUUUCCGAUUUAAAACAUUAAGAAUGGAACUUUCUAAAAUGUUCAUGUCCGGAGGGCCCGUUUAGGCCUUUUGUCUUCAGCACUUAGGAUCCUAAUGACAAUAAAUUAUUUAUGAAGAGUUA